This is a messenger RNA of Phycodurus eques (leafy seadragon), 1097 nucleotides long. It is a transcript of the gene pla2g10, whose product is annotated as phospholipase A2 group X. Gene Ontology annotation, molecular function: calcium ion binding; phospholipid binding. The record is from RefSeq and is a predicted model, not a curated record. Gene Ontology annotation, biological process: phospholipid metabolic process; arachidonate secretion; lipid catabolic process. The transcript is spliced from 4 exons. NCBI's taxonomy places the organism in Eukaryota, Metazoa, Chordata, Actinopteri, Syngnathiformes, Syngnathidae. The coding region runs from base 86 to 556 and encodes 156 amino acids.
AAAAAAAGAUCCCCACUCCGUGUUACAAACACACAGAGCACGGAUGUGAGCAGUCUGCAGCUCAGCAACCUGUCUGUCGCAUGCCAUGACUGCCCUUCACCACGCAUUUUUGCUCUUUGCAGUGGCUGCGGCCUCUGCAGCCUCUCCGGCCGCGUUCUCGUCCCGGCGCUCCAAAAGAGGUCUUCUGGAGCUGGCGGGGAUCAUCAGAUGCAGCACGGGGAGAUCGGCUUUGGCUUACGUUUCGUACGGGUGCUACUGUGGACUCGGGGGCCACGGCUGGCCCCGAGACAGGGCCGACUGGUGCUGCCACAAACAUGACUGCUGCUACGAUGGCGCCGAGCGCCAGGGAUGCCAAACCAAAACAGACCGCUACGAUUGGACAUGUGAUGGCAGGACAGCGGACUGUGACGAUUUGACGGACACAUGUGAGAAGCUGCUGUGCAAGUGUGACCGAGAUGCCGCCAAGUGCCUGAGAAAUUCGCCCUACAAAAGGAAAUACGCCCUGUGGCCAAACUGGUGGUGUGGCCACCACCAUCCAAUGUGUACCAUUUACUGAUUCAAACAAAACAAAACAAAAUUAUUACGACAACGGAAGAAAAUGCUGUUUAUGAUCAACGAGCACACGUUGUCACCGAGGUACUUUUAUUCACUUAAUUACUGUGUGAGACACUGAAUGUUUUGUAAUAGCAUAAUUGGUCUUCUGGUUAUGUGGGAACACUGAGCUAUUGGGGAAACAGUUUCUAGUUUCUAUUUGCAUUUUUAAAGUCUUUGAUGAAUCACAUCACAGGGUGCUGUUUUCCACUAUGUCACUGAAUAGGGCGAAUGAGUGACCGCAUAAAGCCUUAACUUUAUUUGGAGGAAAUGUGGACAGUGAGUGGAAAAUGAACUUAUUGAACUCAUUCACUGCCAUUGUGUUAAUGAUGUCAUCGGCCUGUCUUUUUCUUCUGGAAUUUAAAAACAACUGCAGCGAUUGAUCGGAAAUCAUGUCAAAGUACUGUAGUUACCAUAUAGAUAACCGAUGAUAGCGCAUGACAGUAAAUAUUUGUAUAAAAAAAAUACUCUUUAGACUGAAUAUAAAACAAAUGAAAAACUUUUAA